AAUUUGCAGUCGUUAAAAAGCAUAGCAUCAUAACUGAAAACCAUGGACGAGGAAGCUCUGAUAGCGCGUGCGAAGGAGGAACGAGAGAAGAUUUUCCAGCGGUACGAUAAGGGCCGGGAACCGGGUGCCGAGAUCGAUCCGUGGGAGGAUCCCCAGUUUGAAGUGUACCACCAGACGGAUAGGUAUGGAUUCAUCCAUGACAAACGGUUACCCCGCAAACGGGAACCGCACGAAUCGAAAGCGCUCGAGAUCGAGAUGGGCCGGGUGAAGAAGUGGCUCAAACUGCUCGGCCUUUCCUCCCAACCAACCAAACGCUCUUGGGACGAUAAGGCGGUACAGGCGAAGGUUCGCAAACGCGUGUUCAAAGGCAUACCAGAGAAGAUACGCGGUAAGGUGUGGUGCAAGCUGCUCAACCUGGAGCAGGUGAUGAAGGAGGAAGAGGGUAAAUACAAGAAGAUGCUCGAACUGGCACGCAACUGGAGUACGGAAGCGCGGCAGAUCGAUAAGGAUGUGAACCGACAGUUUCGGGAUCACAUCUUUUACCGGGAGCGUUACAGUGACAUGCAGCGAAGUCUGUUCAAUGUGCUGGUGGCGUACAGUAUGUAUAACUCCGAGGUUGGCUACUGCCAGGGAAUGUCCGGACUGGCUGGUGUACUCUUGAUGUACAUGAAGGAGGAGGAAGCAUUCUGGGCCCUGAGCAUCCUGCUGGCGGAUGCAAAGUUCGCGAUGCACGGUCUCUUCAUUGAAGGCUUCCCGAAACUGACCCGUUUUCUAGCACAUCACGACAAAAUCAUAACCAAAUUCAUACCAAAGCUUAAAAAACACUUUGACCAGUGCAAUCUCGACUCGAUCCUGUACUCGUUGAAAUGGUUCUUUGUUGUGUUUAUCGAAAGGAUACCGUUCAGCUUGUGUUUGCGCGUCUGGGAUAUUUAUCUACUCGAUGGGGAAAAAGUGGUCACUGCAAUGGCGUACAACAUACUACGUAUGCACCGUAAUCAUAUACUUAAGCUACGAGACAUGGAUCAAAUCGUGCAGUACAUUCAGACGCGGCUUUGUGAAGAUUUUGGGUACGAUGACGAUACGGUGAUUAAAAAUCUGGAACAAUGUAUGGAGGAGCUGCGAAAGGCUGGCUUAGAGUUGCCUCCUCCGCCCAGCGAGAUUGAACUGCCGAAAAAAGAGUUCGGUGUAUUUAUAGAACCUACUGCGGCCGCACAGAUUGGUCGACGGAAACAGGAAUUUACCGAAACGGAAAAGGAAGUCACCGAAACGGUCAAACUAAAGCGAGAGAUAACUGAACAGGAAAUUGCCAAUCUUAAUCGAAUCGCAACCGCACCGGGAGGUUCCACACAACAAUUAAAUACAGUACACAUUCCCGAAUCGGAAGAUGGUGGGUCACUUCUAGGAAGCUCACGGAAAUCGUUGGCCGACACGUCAGUUACAUCCACGGCCGAUUUGAGUGUGCUUUCCGGUGGGCAAAGUCAACGAUCACACCAAGCGUUCGAUUUCUGUGUCGACGAACAGAACGUGAUCCCGAGUGAGGACGAGGGUGAUGGUGAAGCUAGCCCGGUAUCAAAGCGCAAACAGUCGACAGUGCCAUCGGCGUCGCCUGGUACCGGCCACGGUACCACGUACGCCACCGCCUCCACCACCUCCUCGGCGAGGCCGGUCAGGCAUAGAAGUGCAACAUCCGCCAUCGGUUCAACGAGUGUGGUAGAGCGCAGUCCAUCCGCACUGCAGCUGAUGACUCCACGGGCCAUGUCUCCGCACGACGUAGUCCGCAUCUACGUACCACCGGCUCCACCGGAAGAGGUGCAAAAGUCCAUCGGUACGUCCAUCGCCCAAAACAAUCGCGAACCAGCAACCAACGGUGGUACGGUGGGACAACGGCGCAAUCGUUCUUCGCGUGCCAGUUACAACGACGAGGAUGAGGAGGAGGGUGACGGUUCGAAAACACGUCGCAACAGUGAAAUUGACCUGUACCUUCAGCAAUCGAUGAAUACCGUCAGCCCAUCGGUAGUGGGCAAUAAUGGGAGUAACGUGGCCGCGUUCGGUAGUGGAAAAUUUUCCGACUUUACCAGCGGUGAUUUCGGUGGAGGGCAGCAACAAGGGUCCCUGCUUUCGUCGGCACCAUUGUCACCGGUGGCAUCCCAGAGCAACGCGAAUUACCUAUCGAAUGGACGUUCUACCUCGUCAUCCCGGCGGGGCAGCAUGUCACGGAAGUCCCCGGCUCCAACGCUCGAUAGUGAGUUUAUUAUCGAGUGUAGUCAUUUGAAGAAUCGAAAAUAUGUUCCACCGGAACAUCACAGCAGUCACAACAGUCUGGUGCUGAGUGUUGGCGGUGGCAUACCACCAGCGUAUGGAAGUCGUAACGGAUCGGAGUCGAACAUUCAUCGCAUGACGUCGUUUGAAGAAUUGGCCAAAGCGAAACUGCAGCAUCAUCUUUCCGGCAGCGGUGGAAGUGGAGUCAUUAGCGGCAGUAGCAGCAGCUUGUUGAAAAGCGCAGCCGAAGAUUAUUACACCGUGCGACAAACGGUGUCGGUUGCGAAGGCGACAAUCGCUUCCACCAACAAUCGGAUGGCGCGAAGUGAAAUUUACGAGUCAAUCGAAAGCAGAGAAGAAUCUCAUUAUGAUAGUCCACGUCGACGGCCACAGCAGCAGCAGCAGCAGUCUAUUGAUAUAACAUCCGAUGGUGCUGGUGGUGGUGGUUCGUUGCAAAACCACAAAAGUUCCCGAGGCCAUAAGAGCGACUACAACAUCCAGUAUCGAGCACUUUCGCAGCAGCAACAGACGGCCGGUCCAACCUCACCGCUGAGUGAUGGUGGAGGCGAUUGGGUUGAAUAUCGGCCAUUUAAAUCAUCAUCCCGGCAAAACAGUGGAAACGAUAGCUCACCGUUUGAUUACGAUCCACUACCCACGGAUGGUGGCUCGUCUGGGGAACGGGCCAAUGUGGGCACGGAACGCUACAAUCGUUUCUUUAACAAUGAUGAAGAGGACGAUGAUCGGGAGGACGCAUUGAAUGGAGCGGAGGAAGUCGCCACAUACCGUCAUCGGGAAGACGAAGAUAAGCUAUUGACGAAAUCGUCCGACGAUUCAUCCACAAGUCCUCCACCACCACCUACCAGCACCAGUCGUCCUUCCCAGUUGCCCCAAUACCAGCGGCAACCGGUUAGUUCUUCGGGAAUAACGGGCAGUAUGCAACGACAGCGACCCCGCCAAAGACAACCACCAACGACAAGCCCGUCCCAUCAUCACCAUCAAAAUGGUACAACGCCAACGAACGAAAUGGCACCGUUGUUACCGAUUUCCCCGUCCUCAUCGUCGUCCUCGGCCAUACCCGUCAGCAGCAUCAUCGGUGGUGGCAGUGGUAGUAGUGUGAAGCGUAAAUAUUCUACCGAAUCAUCCUCACACAUACCGGUGGUCGGUUCGGCGUCGUCCACAACCAGCACCCCAACCGGUACGAGACGGCGUGGAUCGAACGCAUCCGCUGCCAGUGCCACUAUGUCUUCUCCACCCGUCGUCCAUUCACGCAUACCGGUGGGUUUAAAAUCGCCCACAUCGCCCACCGGUUCGUUCCGGUCUGGAAUACCGACACAAAAGUCCUCAGGUCGGUUGGCCUCUGGAAAUUCCAAGGCAGCGGACUUUGGUGAACGUUUGCCACAGUAUCAGUACGGUACGACUUCAUCCGGACCGGCCUCGUUAGCUCUAUCGCCAUCGUCAUUUCAAAGGGCCGGCGGAACGGUGCAAGGAUCGGCUGGCUCGGGACUGUACUCAAGCAGCAGUCGGUUAGGAUCAUCCCGGUCAGCUCAUCAGAUACAGUCGGACUCGAACAAAAUCCGUAUUCAAAUUAAUCCAUCACAAUCUCUCAGCAGUAGCGGAGGUACGACAAAGGGUGGAUAA
Anopheles maculipalpis is the source of this 3897-nucleotide messenger RNA. Its product is annotated as serine-rich adhesin for platelets-like. Lineage: Eukaryota; Metazoa; Arthropoda; Insecta; Diptera; Culicidae. The record is from RefSeq and is a predicted model, not a curated record. Bases 43 to 3897 code for a protein of 1284 amino acids. The transcript has 11 exons.